AUGUCUGAGACAGCGCCUGCGGUGCCAGCUGAUCCCGUUCCUGUGCCUAUGGAGAAGCCUCCACCCAAGAAAAGAGGGAGGAAGCCUGGUGGCCAGCCAAGUACCAGCCGCAAGGCCCCAAGCCCCUCCUUGUCCAAGCUGAUCACCGAGGCCCUGUCAACGGCACAGGAGCGGGUGGGCAUGUCUCUGGCCGCCCUCAAGAAGGCACUUGCUACAGCUGGCUAUGACGUGGAGAAGAACAACAACCGCAUCAAGUCGGGCCUCAAAAGCUUAGUGGAAAAGGGGGUCCUAGUGCAGACCCGGGGCACCGGCGCCACGGGCUCCUUCAAGCUCAGCAAGAAGGCUGCUCCUGAGCCCGCCAAGGGCAAAGCCAAAAAGCCCGCCUCCAGCAAAACCAAGAAGCUGGCUUUGCCCAAGGACUCCAAGUCUACAAAUGGCUCCAAGAAGAAAGGCAAGAAGCAAAGGACGGCGGGUGAGAAGAAAGCGGCCAGAGGCGGCAAGAAGGGCAAAGGCGUCAAGGCCAAGCAACAGCGGAAGAGUCCCUCGAAAGGCCGGCCUGUGAAACGAAAAGCUGGGAAUGCCAAACGGACCCAGCAGAAAAUAAACCCUCGGAAAGCGCAACUUGAUUUCAUUUACUCUUGCAAAAAGUGUUAG
Messenger RNA from Echinops telfairi (small Madagascar hedgehog), 654 nucleotides. RefSeq names its product H1.6 linker histone, cluster member (gene H1-6). The transcript has 2 exons. Gene Ontology annotation, cellular component: nucleosome; nucleus. Gene Ontology annotation, molecular function: structural constituent of chromatin; double-stranded DNA binding; nucleosomal DNA binding. Bases 1 to 654 code for a protein of 217 amino acids. The record is from RefSeq and is a predicted model, not a curated record. Lineage: Eukaryota; Metazoa; Chordata; Mammalia; Afrosoricida; Tenrecidae. Gene Ontology annotation, biological process: chromosome condensation; nucleosome assembly; negative regulation of DNA recombination.